Messenger RNA from Acyrthosiphon pisum (pea aphid), 3432 nucleotides. RefSeq lists its product as uncharacterized. Gene Ontology annotation, cellular component: nucleus. Lineage: Eukaryota; Metazoa; Arthropoda; Insecta; Hemiptera; Aphididae. Gene Ontology annotation, molecular function: DNA-binding transcription factor activity, RNA polymerase II-specific; sequence-specific DNA binding. The record is from RefSeq and is a predicted model, not a curated record. Gene Ontology annotation, biological process: regulation of transcription by RNA polymerase II; cell differentiation. The coding region runs from base 537 to 3089 and encodes 850 amino acids. The transcript is spliced from 3 exons.
CGGCGAAUAGUUUGCGACGGCGGUACGGCGCGGGUCGGUGGAAGAGUAGUUUUCUCGACCAGCGCCGCCACCUUCGGUUAAGAAUGUUCCCCUCUCGCCGCAGCCGUCUCCACUACCACCUCUCACUAACAACCAAUCGCCUACUAGUUAUUAUAUACCUGUAUAUCGGCUCAUGAUAUCGGCACCAUUGCCGUAGCACAAACUCGCAAUGCUCAGUAGAGCAAUAGCAGUUUCACACGUACGCACGGAAACGAUUGACUCUACGCAUGUGCUCCAGCCUCAUUUCCUGUACCGUCUCAAAAAUCCCAAGUUAAAACUAUUACCGAAACAGCGACAGUGUCACGUGUAUUUGUGUAUAUCGGUGAAAAUAUUGGACCUAAACAGUUUACGUGACUACGCUACUUCGGUCGUACGACUUCAAGACAUUUUUGCGGCGGAGACGUUCCACCUACGACGACGAUAGAGACGACUAUCAACUUUUCGUGGUGGCGUAUUUGUCCGUGCUUGACAAUUACGACAAACAUCGCGCCCCCGCUAUGAUUCACAGCGGCGGCGGCGCCGAUUGUUUUACCAGUACCACGGCCAACACGACGAAUACCGGUAAUCCGACGACCAUGAUGAUGGCAAAUAUACAACAACAACAACAACUAAUACAACAACAACAGCAGCAGCAACAACAACAGCAGCAGCAACAGCUAACUGUUGCAGAUGCCCCUACGGAUUUCUGGUGGUGGUCGACAACGACGGCCCAACAAAACGCCGACGACGGUGGUGCGGUAUCCGGGCACCAACACCAGCAAAUAUCGUCUUCAUCGUCCCAACAGCAACAGCACAACCAAACGAUGGACGGAGACGAAUUUGAUGGUUUCGACUUGUCACUGCUCAUAAACGGUGCAAGCGACGGAUACUUCAGCGACGCCUCGUCGGCCGACUGUCGUGUGCCCGGGAAUGCUAUUUCCGCGACGGUUACCGUGCACACCAACACGUCCAUGGACGUCGGUGGUGGCGAUGGCAACUGUUACUACUCGACACCAGCGACGUCGACGUCACUGCAACAGCAAUUGGAGCUACAGCAACUUCUGUCCAUAUACGACGACAUAUGUUCCUUAGAAGAUGCAAAAUCCAUUUUCCAUCAGCAGCCUCCGGUGGCGCCUGCUGUGGUGUCUACCACGACCGCCGGUGUCCGUCAAUCCAAAACCCCCGUUCCAGUCAUCCCAGCAGGCCAUCUCAUCAACGCGUCGACAACGGUGACCGACACCGCCGCCAAGGACCGCGUCGGCAAGACCACUCUGCUGAGAUCGCUGUUGACAGCCACAGCACCACAGCCCGCGAUACCACUGUCGCCCACACGCCCGGCCGACUCGCCACCAGCAGCCGUAGUCGAAUCCACCACGGAAGUGGCGACGACGCCGACGACUACGACGACAAUCAAACACGAGGUCGUCUCGCCGAACAGCCCCAACAAAAGCAACAACAACAACAAACACCGACUGCUGAUCGAAAUGUUACGUGGUAGCAACGCGGACGACGAUGUCGUCCCGACGGCUCCGACGGUGCGGCCUGCGCGCCGUAGACCACGCACCGAGACUAUCGGUUCCGACGAUGAAGGCGGGCCGCCGCAAGGCAUCCGACGCCGACUGGACGCGCCGCCGUCUCUGCAACUGGACGGCGGACAGGCGUCCAAGCAGGACGUCGCGGACGACGACGAACUUCUGUUAUACGGCGGCCCUUAUUAUUCCGCCACGACGUCGCCGUCAUGGCUGGACCGCAUGGUGGCAGCGGCUGCCGCUGCGACAACGGACGCCAGCAAUGCCGAUUUUUAUUCAUACACCACAGACACCGCAGCAGAUGAGCAGGCGCUGCACCAAGAUCUCUACCGUCGGCGACAACAACAACAACAACAACAACAACAACAACCGGAGCAGCAGCAGAACGGCGACCGUGCAGUGGACAUUGUUAACAUCGUGGACGACUGCUGCAGCGUCAGCGAUUAUUGCAACAGCUACGGCAUCGGUGGCAGUGGCGGCUUCGACCAAGGAUACUACUCCGUUGCUUCGGCCGAUGUUGCGUACAGCCCACAGACUUCGGCUCCAGUGCCAUCGGUCACGCCACCGCCAUCGUCGUGUGGCGACCCAUCGACGACGAGCACGAGUGACGACGGUGAUAAUAUGGCCCAACAAAUGGCGACUUGGAAAACGACUGAAGUAACAGCAUCCGACGACUAUUACGAUAGAUUGCUGAUGACGGUUAUGAUGGAGGCGGCGGCUGCGGCAUCCACUGUUCCAUCGCCGGCCAGCAUCUCCGGUACAGCUGACAAUGUCGGCUGCAGCUACAUCAGCAGCAGCAGCAACAGUAGCAAUAGCAGCACUUGUAGCACUACGUUCAAAAGUGUGACCGGUGAUAGUGGCGACGUGAACGCCGACGGUGACAGCAGCAACAACAUGUGCUUCAAAAUCGAAGUGGAUGACGACGAGUAUAACUGCGGUGAUGCGGCCACUACGACGGCCACCAAUGACGACGAUGACGACGACAACGAACCGGACGUAUUCGAAACGAAGUAUCAACCCAGGCAGACCCUCGUCAAGACCGCCGUGACGUGCUGUUCGACAACGGCAGCCGUGGUGGAGCCGGAAAACAAGACAUUGUCCACCGCUACGACGGCUGUCAGUCCCUCUGGAUCCACGUCGUCGUCACAACACAUCCACUUGUGGCAGUUCCUCAAGGAACUGUUGACCGCGUCAUCAGCAGCCGCGGAGCUGCAGACGGCCACCGCGGAAGGUGACGUGGUUCACUGUGGUGCUUCACCAUUGUCCCCGUCGGCGUCGUCGACGACGCUCUCAAACGCUGUGGGAAACAAGCCGCAGCAGCCACAGCAGAUGAUUCGGUGGCUGGACCGGAAGCAGGGCAUAUUCAAAAUCGAAGACAGCCAGGCUGUGGCCCGUCUUUGGGGACGCCGCAAGAACCGGCCUGCCAUGAACUACGACAAACUGUCCCGGAGCCUGCGACAAUACUAUAAGAAGGGCAUCAUGCGCAAGACGGAUCGCUCCCAACGGCUGGUGUACCAGUUUUGUCAUCCGUACAACGCUUGACGAAACAAAACAUAAUAUAAGAGAAAAAAUGUACAUAUAUUAUUAUUAUUAUUGGGUCUGUGUAGCAAUUAGAGUGACGAAUUGGCACAUGAGUACACAAUAUAGUUGCUUAGAGAACGCUAUAGGCGCAAUUUCAACUUUUGACUUGGGGGGGGGGGGCUGAAUAUAUUAAAGGCAAGCAGACCAUUGCAAUAUAGCAUUUUAAAAUUGUAUGUCCUAUGUUUUUUGGGGAGGGGGCUUAGCCCCCUCAAUUUGCGCCUAAGGAGAAGGCUCAGAAUCUAAAAUGCCAUAAUAUUUUGAUGAUUUCAUUAUAUUAUACUCUCAAAGUAUUGGAUUCGAAUUU